This is a messenger RNA of Toxoplasma gondii ME49, 1714 nucleotides long. RefSeq names its product enolase 2. Gene Ontology annotation, cellular component: phosphopyruvate hydratase complex. Gene Ontology annotation, molecular function: magnesium ion binding; phosphopyruvate hydratase activity. The transcript is spliced from 2 exons. Lineage: Eukaryota; Apicomplexa; Conoidasida; Eucoccidiorida; Sarcocystidae. Gene Ontology annotation, biological process: glycolytic process. The coding region runs from base 38 to 1465 and encodes 475 amino acids. The record is from RefSeq and is a predicted model, not a curated record.
AGGUGUUUCUGUGGCAUCGGUAAUCUUGUGGGAGACAAUGUUCCGUCUUUUGGUUCCAACAUAUUAUUCCUACUCCGUCCCAUUACGUUUUCCUUUUUGCAAGAUCUACCGUUACUCAACUUCCAACAAAAUGGUGGCCAUCAAGGACAUCACUGCUCGUCAGAUCCUCGACUCCCGAGGAAACCCGACCGUCGAGGUUGACUUGUUGACCGAUGGCGGCUGCUUCCGUGCCGCUGUCCCCAGCGGCGCAUCCACUGGCAUCUACGAGGCGCUUGAGCUCCGUGACAAGGACCAAACUAAGUUCAUGGGCAAGGGUGUGAUGAAGGCCGUGGAGAACAUCCACAAGAUUAUCAAGCCGGCGCUUAUUGGCAAGGACCCGUGCGACCAGAAGGGUAUUGACAAGCUGAUGGUCGAGGAGCUCGAUGGAACUAAGAACGAGUGGGGCUGGUGCAAGUCGAAGCUCGGCGCGAACGCGAUCCUGGCCGUCUCGAUGGCUUGCUGCCGCGCCGGCGCUGCUGCCAAGGGCAUGCCCCUGUACAAGUACAUUGCCACUUUGGCUGGAAACCCGACAGACAAGAUGGUAAUGCCCGUCCCGUUCUUCAACGUCAUCAACGGCGGCUCCCACGCAGGCAACAAGGUCGCGAUGCAGGAGUUCAUGAUCGCCCCCGUCGGCGCCUCCACAAUCCAAGAGGCGAUCCAGAUCGGCGCGGAAGUGUACCAGCACCUGAAGGUCGUCAUUAAGAAGAAGUAUGGCCUCGACGCCACGAACGUCGGCGACGAGGGUGGCUUCGCCCCCAACAUCAGCGGCGCCACGGAGGCCCUCGACUUGCUGAUGGAGGCCAUCAAGGUGUCUGGUCACGAAGGCAAGGUCAAGAUUGCCGCCGACGUCGCCGCUUCCGAGUUCUUCCUCCAGGACGACAAAGUCUAUGACCUAGACUUCAAGACUCCGAACAACGACAAGUCGCAACGCAAGACUGGCGAAGAGCUUCGCAACCUGUACAAGGACCUGUGCCAGAAGUAUCCCUUCGUGUCCAUCGAGGACCCGUUCGACCAGGACGACUUCCACAGCUACGCUCAGCUCACCAACGAGGUUGGCGAGAAGGUCCAAAUCGUCGGCGACGACCUCCUGGUCACCAACCCGACGCGCAUUGAGAAGGCCGUUCAGGAGAAAGCGUGCAACGGCCUGCUUCUCAAGGUGAACCAGAUUGGCACAGUCAGCGAGUCUAUCGAGGCCUGCCAGCUUGCCCAGAAGAACAAGUGGGGCGUUAUGGUUUCUCACCGCUCCGGUGAGACUGAGGACUCCUUCAUCGCUGACCUCGUCGUCGGUCUCCGCACCGGGCAAAUCAAGACUGGCGCCCCGUGCAGAUCCGAGCGUCUCUGCAAGUACAACCAGCUGAUGCGUAUCGAAGAGUCGCUCGGCUCCGACUGUCAGUACGCCGGCGCUGGCUUCCGCCAUCCCAACUAAGUGAAACGGAGUUUCGACUACCCAACUGCUUCAAUUGGGGCUGGGUGGUUUGUCCACUCUGCAACAAGGGCGUGACGAGAUCGUUGCACAUGCAACUGCCUUUUUUGUGCUUGGUGGGAAGGAGCACUUUCGCAGGUGCAGCACCGAGUUGCGGUUGAUGGGAAUUUCGGAACUGAUUUGUUUCUUGCAUGCCAUCACCGAAGGAACGAGCAGUUUCGUUGAUAAUAUUGGAAAGUCUUUUGAGCCCCC